Molecule: messenger RNA, 1510 nt
Organism: Etheostoma cragini (Arkansas darter)
Lineage: Eukaryota; Metazoa; Chordata; Actinopteri; Perciformes; Percidae
Gene: med30
Product: mediator complex subunit 30
Exons: 5
Coding region: 205-777 (190 amino acids)
Biological process (GO): positive regulation of DNA-templated transcription
Cellular component (GO): mediator complex
Molecular function (GO): transcription coregulator activity
Source: RefSeq, a predicted model, not a curated record
AUCAGUCGCGGUGUCAAGCCGAAUUCUCGCGAUAGUUGCGGCAGCUGAAAAUCCUAGGAGCAGAGCAGGCAACUUGACAUGUCAACAAAACAGAUAAAUUAUCGCAACACAGGCAUGUAAGGGUGUGCUGGUGGGAAAUAGCCCGACAGGUAAUCUCACCUAGGACCUAGACCUCCUCCACCAGCAUCUUUACUUGCUGUCUCCAUGACAACCCCUCCGCUGGUGUCGCCUUUUGGCGGGCAGCCUCCUCCCCCGCAGCAGCAGCAGCCGCAGCAGCAACAACAGCAGCAGCAGCAGCAGGCCCAGGCAGCACGGGAUGUCAACACAGCCUCACUCUGUCGCAUCGGCCAGGAAACGGUCCAAGACAUUGUCUUCAGGACCAUGGAGAUCUUUCAGCUCCUUAGGAACAUGCAGCUGCCUAAUGGAGUCACUUACCACCCCAACACCCACCAGGACAGGCUGGGAAAACUCCAGGAGCACCUAAGAAUGCUUUCUGUGCUGUUCCGCAAGCUGCGCCUCGUCUAUGACAAAUGCAAUGAAAACUGCGCCGGGAUGGACCUCAUACCUCCAGAGCAACUGAUACCCUUUGUGGAGGAUGACAGCUCUAAACACGAAGAUCGCUCAGCUGGCCAGAGCCGCCCUGCCACCGAGGAGAGGAGAGAAAUUCUGGAGGUCAACAAGAAGCUAAAGCAGAAGAACCAGCAGCUGAAGCAGAUCAUGGACCAACUCCGCAACCUCAUUUGGGAGAUCAACUCCAUGCUUGCUGUCAGGAGCUAAAACAAACACACAUUUAUACACAACGCACGCAGACACACACACACACACACAAAAAUACCACAAAAUGGGAUUAUUUGGUCGUGAACUGGACGUGCGACAGGGUACCACAGGCUGGCUGAGGCUGCACUUUACAGAAGAAGCAGGGACUUUGGCAAUAUAACCCUGUUUCCUGAAGAAGAAGUAAAACAAUAGAAGGAAAACCGAGAGGAGACACAUGAAGACAAAAUGGCGCUUGACACCACAGAGACAUGAAGAGAGGCCCAAUAAAACACCGGGAGGGAGGGAGGGGGGCAGGUGACAUCUGAGUGGACGAUGGCAGAAGAAAUUCUGUUUACCUCGAUAUUCUGCAUUUCAAUCCACAUAAUAACUUAUAAUAAUGAAUUAAUAGUUAAAAUAUUAACUUUUAUGUAUUUGUAGGCACUAGCUCAAGAAAGGGGGGGCAUUUCCUGUAUCGACACGUUGGAAUAUUCUAUUUAAUCCAUCAUGUAUUUAAACCAAGUGAAGCCCUACAUUUAAAAAGCUUUUAUAUGAUCCAUAAAAAUGUUAGGAAGGACAAACACUGUGGCCAAAUUAUGAGUCUUAUUCUUACUAUAUUGACCUGCUUUUUUAUUUGAUGCAAUAUGUAAACUCAUCUAUGCUCUGCUCUGAUUGGACUUGACAUGUCAAUACAAUACUCUGUUAAGGAUUCUGCUGAACUGUAAAUCUUGCUGUGAUUUAAAAAAAAAAGAGUCAA